AAAAUAUAAAAUAUAACACAUCCGAAAACUUUCAGGGAUGGAAUGUAAUAGAGAAAAAAAUGUCAAUAGCUUACGCGAUCAUAUAUAUAUCCUUGGCUUUUAAUAUUUUUAUAUUCUGUUACAUUGGCGAGGUAGUCACAGAACAGUGUAAACAGGUAGGCGAAACAGCCUAUAUGACUAACUGGUACCGUUUGCCUCAUAAAACGGCUCGUGAUCUGAUCUUAAUUAUUUCUCGAUCGAGUAACGUGAUCAAAUUAACUGCAGGAAAACUAGUUCAUCUUUCUAUCGCAACGUUCGGUGAUGUGAGUAUACAAAGUUGUAUAUAUUUUUUCCGUACUGGUCGUCUUUGCGAAACGAUCAUGAGCGAUCCGAAACGCGUAACAGAUAACGAAAACAUCAAUGACUACAAUAUACAAUUCAAUCGAUGGUCUCUCAUAUCGCUAGGUGCUUGGCCACAAAUAAGCGCGCCAAACAGAAUGAAAAAACUCGCGGUAUUAAUGCAAAUCUUCAUUUAUUGGACCGCGAUGACGAUCGUUAUGAUACCGUUCAUGUUGUACAUGUUGUUCGAGAAAAAAGACUUUAAGACUAAAUUAAAAAACCUUAUUCCGCUGAUUAACAGAAUCAUGGGAUCCAUAAAUUACUGGAUAUUACUUUCGCGUAACAAAGACAUUAAACGUUGCAUACAGCAUAUGGAAGCGGAUUGGAAACUCAUUCAGAGAAACGUUGACCGUGAAGUGAUGAUGCAAUAUGCCAAGAUCGGUCGCUUCAUAACCACAUUAUUCGCGAUGUUUAUACAUAGUAGUACGUACAUCUUUAACGUGGUCAAGGCGAUGGAAACAACGACCGUUAUCGUCGACAACAAAACUAUUACGAUACAUCCGUUGACAUGUCCAGCGUACAGCAAGAUACUUGACGUGAGACCUAGCCCCGCGUACGAGAUCAUGAGGGGUGUGCAAUUCUUUUUGGCGUUUGUAAUAGCUUCCUCUACAGCAACUGUUUGCGGUCUCGCUGCCGUCUUCGCGAUGCAUGCUUGCGGUCAACUAAAUGUAAUGCAUACGUGGUUAAACGAGCUCGCGGAGGAGAAGAAAAAUCAUUUAGCAAACAAAAAACUUGCAGCCGUCGUGAAACACCAUUGGAGAGUCCUCGGUUUUGUACAACAAAUAGAGAGUAUUAUGCAUAAAGCCUGUCUAGGAGAAGUGAUGGGAUGUACGAUUUGUAUGUGUUUAUUUGGAUAUUACAUUAUUAUGACCUGGAAUGCGUUCAAUUUGGUAAAAAUAUUUUCAUAUUUUUUUGGAUACAUAACAAUGAGUUUCAAUAUAUUUGUAUUUUGUUACAUCGGUGAAAUCCUUACAGAAGAGUGUAAAAAAGUUGGAGAAAUAGUAUAUAUGACUAAUUGGUAUAAACUGCCUCACAAAACAGCGCUUGGUCUCAUUUUGAUAAUCAUGCAAUCGAGUCACAUUAUCAAGAUAACUGCGGGAAAACUAGUUACGUUAUCCAUAGCAACCUUUGGUGACAUAAUGAAAACUUCCACAGCAUAUAUGAAUAUCUUACGAACGAUGGCAACAUAAAACGUAGAAACUCAGAAAGUUAUGAAACACAUGUAUGGAAUAUCUUACAAAUGUUAAAUAGAGAAUAAAUGUUA
Molecule: messenger RNA, 1642 nt
Organism: Temnothorax curvispinosus
Lineage: Eukaryota; Metazoa; Arthropoda; Insecta; Hymenoptera; Formicidae
Product: odorant receptor 22c-like
Exons: 7
Coding region: 60-1568 (502 amino acids)
Biological process (GO): sensory perception of smell; detection of chemical stimulus involved in sensory perception of smell
Cellular component (GO): plasma membrane
Molecular function (GO): odorant binding; olfactory receptor activity
Source: RefSeq, a predicted model, not a curated record